AUGGAGCAAGAUCUGCAGAAAGUGGCCGGCAAAAGGGGCGAAAAGAAGAGCUUGAUUGAUCCAGAUAGCCAGACCGCCAACGGUUCCACCGGUACUAACGGCUAUGGCUCCAGCUCUUCCAACUCUACAGAACCUCCUCAGUCCCCUUUCCAUCAUGUGCCUCCUUACCGCGUUGGCACGACUGAACCCGGAGGCCCACUGUCACGCGCACAGUCGAAGCUAGAGGCCAGCGAUUACCAUGGCGUAAAUAACAAGUUUCCACGUUUGUCACGUCCUGUGGAACUACUCAGACACACCUACGAUGUAGUUGUCAUUGGUUCCGGCUAUGGAGGGGGCGUUGCAGCAUCACGCAUGGCACGGGCUGGCCAGUCAGUAUGCGUCCUCGAAAGAGGCAAGGAGAGAUGGCCUGGAGAGUAUCCGUCAACCCUGGCCGAGGCUGCACCGGAGAUCAGUGUCUCUGGUUUGUUCGCUCCUGGAGACAACCCAGGGACGCCGGUGCAGAUUGGUGAUCCCACGAAAUUGUACCAGCUGGUCAUGGGCGCUGGGCAGAACGCAUUUGUUGCGAGUGGUCUUGGGGGCACCAGCCUCCUCAACGCCAAUGUCUUCCUCAGAGCAGAUGAUGGGACGAUGAGUCUCCCGGAAUGGCCAAAAGACCUUCAAAAACCCGGUGCUCUGGAUGAAUACUAUAACCGUGCUAGCCAGAUGCUGCAGCCUGAAGAAUAUCCAGAGGACUUUCCACCUCUGCCUAAGCUGGAGCUGUUGAGGAAACAGGCGGAGCUAUUGGGACUCGAGAAGAACUUCAAACGCGUGCCGCAGACGACGAGAUUUGAAAAUGGCCCGAACUACGCGGGAGUUCAAAUGCAAGCCAGCGCGCUUACUGGCAUGGAUAGCACUGGUGUCAACGACGGGAGCAAGUCGUCGACCCUGGUGACUUACAUGAGCGAUGCCUGGAACUGGGGGGCAGAAAUAUUUUGCGAAUGCGAGGCGCGCUACGUUAAGAAGCACCCUACUCAGGAGGGAUAUCUAGUAUACUUUGCCUGCCACACAAGCAAACGUGGACUGUUUAAGAAGAACAUCUACCAUGAUCUCAUGUGGGUUCAUGCAAAGAAGUUUGUAUUCCUAGGUGCCGGAGCUCUAGGCACCACCGAGAUCCUCCUUCGCAGCAAAGCUCUUGGAAUGAAAAUGAGCAGUCGUGUUGGCAAAGAUAUGAGUGGCAACGGUGAUAUUUUGGCCUUCGGAUACAACACCAACUACGACGCCAACGGCUUGGGCAGCCCCUCUCCCAGUCCAGAUAGACCGGUUGGGCCUACUAUCACUGGAGUCAUUGACUGUCGUGCGCAGCCAAACCCCUUGGAUGGCUUUGUGAUCGAGGAGGGUGCCAUUACUGGCGCAUUGGUACCAGUGCUUCAAGGUUUGCUGGAGUCUCUGCCGGGCAAGACCUUUCCCCGGCAUUAUACCCUCAAAGACAAGUUGCAGCAUCAUCUAGCUCGACGGUUGAGCAGGCUGUAUCCUUACGCGCCAAUGGGAAGCCUGGAAAAGACACAGACAUAUCUAAUCAUGUCUCACGAUAGCAACCAAGCAGUGAUGAGCAUGGGAACAAACGACAAACCAACUCUGAGUUUCUUGGGAGUGGGAAGAAGCGAUCACGUUAAGUAUCUCAACGGGAAACUUGCACAAGCCACCAAUGCAGUAGGAGGGACGUACAUUAACUCUCCUUUCUUUGCUGCCUUGGGGGAACAAGAGAUCACGGUCCACAUCAUGGGUGGAGCAACAAUCAGCAGUGAUGAUACUGGCGUCAACGGGGCAGUCAACCAGUUCGGCCAAGUCCUUCAAGGAAAAGGGAAAGAAGUCCAUGACGGACUUAUCGUUGUGGAUGGUGCAGCGUUGCCCACUGCAUUGGGUGUCAAUCCUUUCGCAACGAUUACCGCUCUCGCUGAGAGGUCGGUCGAGGCAGCUGCAAAGCGGAAGGACCUCAGGAUUGACCUUAUUACACAGAAUGGUACUCUUGACCUCUUCGGCCGGCCUGCUCAUCCAAAACCUAUGGACAAAGAACUUCGUAAAGCCGACCGGAUUAUCCAGAUGGCCAUGGCCUCGGAUUCUGAAGGAAUCGAAUUUACUGAGGUCAUGAGUGGGUAUAUCAACAUCGAAGAUCAAGUCAACACUGGCAAUGAGACUGCCGACUUUGCGGUGGCGACGGACGCGGCUCAGGCGGCUGGCAGUACGGCGAGGUUCUUCCUCAGUUGUCAUGCCUGGGACACUGAUGAAUUGAUUGGACGAUCAGACCACCCUGCCAUGCUCACUGGAACAUUUACCUGUGCUGGCUUGCCGGGCUCCCCGUUCAUGGUCCUGCGCGGUGCCUUCAACCUGUUCAAUGAAGACAAGCGUACCCCUGACACGACCAACUUGACCUAUGACUUUGACAUGAUUUCCACGCGUGGAGAGAUCGUCCAUUUCCAUGGCUACAAGAUUGUUGAUCGAUCAAUUGCAUUCAAGCCUUGGUCAACCUGGAAGGCCACUUCUACCCUAUAUGUCACCUUGACCAAGGGCGAUCGCACGGUGGGAAAAGGCACCCUGCAUAUCCUGCCGCAAGACUUUGCUUCUGAAUUGUCCACGUUCACACCUCAUGGCUCGACAACUCUGUCCAAGAUGUUCUCGACCGUCAAGUUCUUGACCUUCUUCGCCCGGCAGGUUUUGUCGAACUUCCUAGGGCCCUUGGGCUUCAUGCAAUUUCCCACGACCACCUAUCAAGGCUACGAAGUGAACAAAAAGCCACCGGUCGAAACCAUCAAGGUCACUUCCACUGACAAGAUAGUGUCCACCCUCCAGCGAUGGGCACCGACAACGACCUCCUCGCAAGGUCGGAAAGUCCUGUUCAUCCCCGGUGCAUCUGUUGACCAUCAGAUCUUCGCCCUCCCCACCAUCAAAACCAAUGCCGUCGAAUACUUCCAAGCCGCCGGUUACGAAGUGUUCUGCAUCACGCACCGCACCGGCAAGACCCCGAAUGCCCAGCGAGGGUUCACUACGUACGAUGCUCGCCUCGACAUCCAGGCAGCGUUCGAAGAGAUCCAUCGACUCCAAGGUUCUGCCAGUCCCAUCUAUGUCAUCGCCCACUGUGCUGGAUCGGUCGCCCUCUCCGCCGGCCUGCUGGACGGCACGAUCAAUUCGAAAUGGAUCAGCGGCAUGACUGCAUCACAGGUGUUCUUCAAUCCCAUGUUUGGCACCGUGAACAAAGUCAAAGCCUCCCUGCCGAUCCCGUUGACGAAGAUCUACAAGCUGCUUGCUGGCAGUUGGUUCUCCUGCAUCUCCACCGAGCAUGAUUCUCUCGUGCAGCGCUUGUUGAACCAGGUAGUGCGACUGUAUCCUGCUGGAUCUCCCUCCGAACUGUGUAACAGCGUCGUCUGCCACAGAUCCGAGCUCGUGUUUGGAAGACUCUGGUCCCACAAGCGUCUCAACGCAGCUACCCAUUCCAACCUGUCCAAGUUCCUCGGUGGCACCAGCAUGAACGCCCUCAGUCAGCUCAUGUACCAAGGCACUCAUGGCGAGGUGACCAACAACAUUCUCGAGUCCUUGGUCAGACCGGAGAAUCUGCAACGGCUCAGGGGCCUUCCGAUCCUCUUCAUCUCUGGCACUGACAAUGUAGUCUAUACGCCAGAGAAUACUGACAAGUCGUACACCACGCUGACCACCAUAUUUGGCCAAGGGAUAUAUCAACGUGAACUGUUCCCUGGCUACGGACAUUUGGAUUGCUGGAUGGGCGCGGAGGCCGUCAAGGACGUGUAUCCUACUGUGCUUGCGCACGCGGAAAGCAUAUUCAAUGGUGCUGCAAGAGACUGA
Capronia coronata CBS 617.96 is the source of this 3834-nucleotide messenger RNA. RefSeq lists its product as uncharacterized. The record is from RefSeq and is a predicted model, not a curated record. NCBI's taxonomy places the organism in Eukaryota, Fungi, Ascomycota, Eurotiomycetes, Chaetothyriales, Herpotrichiellaceae. Gene Ontology annotation, molecular function: oxidoreductase activity, acting on CH-OH group of donors; flavin adenine dinucleotide binding. The coding region runs from base 1 to 3834 and encodes 1277 amino acids. The transcript is spliced from 11 exons.